AUGUGGGAUGGACCAGGGCAAGGAUCAAGGGGAAGACCUCCAUUUAGAGGUAAUCACCAUGGAGACAUGUAUAGGGGAAGAGAUCAUCCCAUGUCUGAAUUUAGGGGUAGAGAUGGGAUGAGUAUGAGACCUAUGGGCCAUAUGGGUCCACCAGAUCCACCACCGAUGGAUAUGAGAAGAAUGGACAGUCCACCAAUGUGGGGGCAUGACACGAAUUCACGUGAUAUGCAUGGUAGAGCAAUGGACAGAGAUUUUUACAGAUCUGUCCCAGGGCCAGAUUUAAAUUUCCGAGGGCAGUUUGAUGGUAACCCGAAAGACGAUUUAAUGCAUUCACCAGGUUUCUCUGGACUUGAUAUGGGCGGCAGAGAUAUGCCGACUUGGGAAAAAAACAGCAGACAUAUGGACAUGAGAGUCAGAGACACGUUUCAUGAUGAUAUGCCUCGCUUCAAUAAUCCUAACCUGGACGGAAGGAGAGGUUAUUCAAUGGACAGAAUGACAGAUGAUGACUUCAGGAACAUGCGGACUCCCUUGGGCAUGAAUGAUAACAGUCGUUUUAACAUGGACACGCCGUCUUAUGAGAGGAGGAGAAUGGACAUGGAUAGAAGAGGAGGACCACCUCUUAAUCCAAGGGGUGGAUUUGAGUCGGAUAUGGAUUUUCGAAAUCAUCCUGGUCCGCCGCCUGAAUUUCAAAGCAGAGAGCGGUCUCCCUUAAGAUUUGGAAAUAAUGCCCCUCCAAUGGACAGGACAAGAUCUGGCAUGCCUGCAGAUACCAGUGGGUCACAAAGAUCUGACUUCAAGGGUCCAGAAGAACAGUCCAGAAUGAACAAGGGUCCAAAUUCGUGCGGUAGUCCCCUUAUGGACUAUAGGAGCGGUGAAGAGAUGACUCUUGCCGAGGAAUGGAAGAACCGCCAAAAGGAUCAACCCCCUUUCUCAGAUAAAGGAAUGAAAGGUGAUUCUCAGCUCUCUCAGCCAGCAAGUUUUAGAAGAGAUCCUGUAUACCAGGAUACCAGCCGAGAUCCACCAGCAUUUCUUGAGAGGGAUAGACCGCCUCUUGAUUUUCUGGGGAAAGAUGUCCAUUUCCCUCGCGGUGGUCUAUUUGCUGAACGAGAUCGCCCUCCACUUGGUAGAAACUCCCCUCAAGACAGAACUCUCCUUGCUGCCCCUCCAGUAAGAGGAAAUGAGAGUAAACACUGGCUUGCAGAAAGAGACUCUGAACAGAGUCACAAGAAAUCAAAGCUUGAUGAAAAUUACCACAACAAACUGCUAAGUCAGGAGCUUGUGGAUCCAAAGGAUAGUUUUAAAGGACUUACAGAUAUUCCAUACAGUGAAGGGCAGACUACAAGUCAGAUGGCGGAACUGGAAGAUUUCCAAAGCGGGGACCAAGACUACCGAGACAUUGAUUAUAGGACAGCUUCUGGAAGGAUGUUUGACUACAAGCAGGGGGAUCUUCAGGCAACACCAUUGAUUGAGGAGUCCAAAACACCAGUUGCCCCAGACUUCAGUGCAUCUGGUUCUAAGGAUCAAGAUUAUAGGAAUGCGUCAGUGGCGGAUAAAGUGUCCACAACAUUAUCCAUAAGUGGCAUUCCAAAGACUGCUACGGUGGAGCAGAUUCUUGGUGCCUUUACAGUUCAAGAUGGGUUGCCACAACCAGGGAUGAAGAUUAAAAAUGUUGUCCCAGGUUACAGCUACGAUACGGCCUAUGUGGAGUUUUUAAACCUCGAGGAUGCAGUCCGCUUCAUGGAGUCCAACAAGGGGUCCCUCAAGGUUGGCACUAGAACUGUAUCCAUUAGCUACUCUCAUCCAGAUGAUAGUGACGCAAGUAUUCAUUUGUCCAGACCCAAUCAUCCAUCAGACGAAUUUGAAUCCGGCCAGAAUGGUGGAACCAUCAAAGGCCCCAUGGAGCCGAUGCCUCCCACCCAGUGGCAACGCAACUCUGACCUCACUCCUGAGGCCUGGCAGCAGCAGAUGGACCAGCAGUAUCAGGAACAGGAAAGCGAGACGCAAGCAGAGUCUUGGGGUCAUCAGCAUUCCCCUCACCACAAUUCCCAUCAGUCCAAAUCAGUCUUUAAGGACAGUAAAACCAUGAUCAUAAAAAAUAUCAUGCCAAACACCACAGUCGAGGCCAUCCUCAAAGCUUUGGAUCCGUAUGCUUAUCUGGAUGAGAGAAACAUUCGUCUAAUCAAGGCCAAGACACCCGGAGCAAAGUGCUUCUGCUUUAUCGACAUGGACUCCCAUGAGCAAGUUACCCGCUUGGUCGACCUACUCCUCACUAGGCCCAAUCCUCUUUGUAUCGAUGGGUAUAGAGUGUAUGCGGAGGUUGCAAAACCCCUCAAGAACCAGAGUUUCAGAAGAGAGUUUGACAGGACAAGCAACUCUUCACCAGGCUAUCGGGCUGCAUCCAAUAUGAUGGAGGCACAACAAUUUUACCCCCAGCCGCAACCCUCCAUGCAACAACCACCUGGAGUGCAAGCUGGUUUGCCGACUAAUAAUAGUAAUGCACCUCCCUUGGGAGAUGCCAACAUCAGCCAAGGAAGUGGCUAUGAUGCCAGUCAAGCUCAAGAUGCUUCUUACCAGGCGACUGAAGCUCAUGUUGCCACUGAUGCCGUGACACCCGCUGAUCAAUCAUAUGAUGCCGAGGCACCAGAUACGUCCAGCUACUUGUAUGAUGCUACGUCAGGCUUCUACUAUGACCCUGAGACCACCUUGUACUAUGACCCUGGCUCCAGGUACUUUUACAACGCUCAAAACCAAGAGUACCUGUACUGGGACGCGACAACAAAGGCGUACCUCCCAGUGCCUGGAGGCAACCAGGGGCACCAGCCAGUCAUGACGGCCGAGGAUCAAGCCAUUCUCUCCAACCCGGCGGCCGACGCUCCUCUGGACAUGAAGAAACCGUCGGAGCCUCCAAUGCCCUCAACGCAGGUGUCCGUCACUGCUGACAACCACGACACGCCGUCCCCUGAGAAGAAAGACGACGACGAUUCAAUAAAAAAGGACGAUAGGCCAAAAAGUAUCGCUGCUGUGAAGAUCAUGAAAGAUAUGGAGCGCUGGGCCAAGAUCCAGAACCGGCAAAAGGACUGCGUACGUUCCCCAUCGCCUGUGCUGAAAGGCAGCCUGGAUGAUGACAAGAAACAAUCCAAGUCUGCGGAUGCUGGGUUUGCUGUGUUUGAGAGGAAGAAAUCCGGUGGUGACGAAUUUUUCAAGAAGCCACUUGCUCCACUUAAAAAAGAGGAAAAGUCAAAGCGCCCGAUGGGCUCCUUGGGCAUGCUGGCCUCAGAUUAUGCCGCUGGAAGUGAUGACGAAGUGGAGGAGGACAAGGAGGACGUAGCACGCAGCAGCCAGGUCACCAAAGCACCACCUGAAGAACGUGAGGACAAGUUGACGGACUGGAAGAAGAUCGCCUGUUUGCUGUGCAGGAGGCAGUUCCCCAAUAAGGAUGCACUCAUUCGCCACCAGCAGCUCUCAGACCUGCACAAACAAAACAUGGAGAUCCACUUGAAGAUCAAAAGGUCCAAGAAAGAACUGGAGGCACUGGAGAACCAAGAAAAACAACUGACCACCAAGGAAGUUGGCAGGUCACCAGAACAGAAGAGGAGAAAACACCAUCACCAUCAGCCGCAACAGCAUCAUAACAGUUGGGCUGGAGGAUCUAGGGAGAUCAGUAAAGUCGCUGAAAGACCUGGUUUAGGCUCAGAACCUCCGCCUAGACGCCAAAAGAAAGAACAUGUCGCUUGGGAUCACGCCACCUACAAACAAGCAGUGCGUAAGGCCAUGUUUGCACGCUUUAAGGAAUUGGACUGA
This is a messenger RNA of Nerophis lumbriciformis (worm pipefish), 3801 nucleotides long. NCBI's taxonomy places the organism in Eukaryota, Metazoa, Chordata, Actinopteri, Syngnathiformes, Syngnathidae. The record is from RefSeq and is a predicted model, not a curated record.